Molecule: messenger RNA, 3302 nt
Organism: Cornus florida
Lineage: Eukaryota; Viridiplantae; Streptophyta; Magnoliopsida; Cornales; Cornaceae
Product: kinesin-like protein KIN-10A
Exons: 6
Coding region: 243-3089 (948 amino acids)
Biological process (GO): microtubule-based movement
Cellular component (GO): kinesin complex; microtubule
Molecular function (GO): ATP hydrolysis activity; microtubule motor activity; ATP binding
Source: RefSeq, a predicted model, not a curated record
AACGUAACGGCUAUAUUUUAAUUUUAAACUUCAAAAAUCAAAACCCUUUCGAAUCAAUUUCUACAUCUUCUCCGUUGACUCUUCUUCUUGCUUCACUUACCAAAAAAAAACUCUCUUCCGUUUCAAGCUUUCUGUGAGUCACUCAAUUCUCUCUCUCCCAAAACCCUAAAACACCCAGAAAAUCCCCAAAUCUCUCUCUCUUUCUCUCUAUUUGCAAAACAGGGUUAAACCCUAAUUCUUGAAUGGGUUCUUCUACACCUUCAUCCAAAUCAAAUCAAAGCCACCAAUCAAAGACCCCCCAAUCCAAACGCCUCAAUUUUCAUAUACCCAAACCAUCGCCAAAUCCGAACUCCGCAGUCAAAGAAGGCACACCAGCAGAGCACCCAGUGGAAGUAAUCGGCCGAAUACGCGACUACCCGGAUCGGAAGGACAAACCCAUCUCGGCAUUGCAGAUUAGUCCGGACAGCCAGUCUGUUAGGGUUCGUACUGACAUUGGGUAUCGCGAUUUUACCCUCGAUGGUGUUUCUUUGUCCGAGCAAGAAGAUCUUGAUGGGUUUUACAAGAAAUUCGUGGUAUCUAGGAUAAAUGGUGUGAAAUUGGGUGCAAAAUGCACAAUUAUGAUGUAUGGACCGACCGGUUCGGGCAAGAGUCACACCAUGUUUGGGUGUGCUAAGCAGCCUGGAAUUGUGUACAAGUCUCUGAGGGAUAUCUUGGGCGAAGAGAAUGAAGAAAGUGAUGCUGGUGAGCAGCGUUCUGGGGUUAGAACAUUUGUUCAAGUCACUGUUCUUGAAAUAUAUAAUGAAGAGAUUUACGAUCUGUUGUCAACCAACAAUGGUGGAGGAUUGAGUCUCGGGUGGUCUAAGGGCAGUGCUUCAAAGGUUAGACUGGAAGUGAUGGGAAAGAAGGCAAAAAAUGCAGCCUUUAUAUCUGGAAAUGAAGCUGGAAAGAUAUCAAAAGAGAUCCAGAAAGUUGAGAAGCGGAGAAUUGUUAAAAGCACACUGUGUAAUGAGAGAAGCUCUAGAAGUCACUGCAUGAUAAUUCUUGAUGUCCCGACAGUGGGAGGACAACUUAUGCUUGUUGACAUGGCAGGAUCUGAAAACAUUGAGCAAGCUGGUCAAAAUGGUUUUGAAGCUAAAAUGCAGACAGGAAAGAUAAACCAAGGAAAUAUAGCAUUGAAGAGAGUGGUUGAGUCCAUUGCAAAUGGUGAUUCUCAUGUGCCAUUCAGAGAUAGCAAGUUAACUAUGCUUUUACAGGAUUCCUUCGAGGAUGAUAAGUCAAAAAUUUUGAUGAUACUGUGCGCUAGCCCAGAUCCCAGAGAAAUACACAAGACAAUCUCCACCUUGGAAUAUGGAGCAAAAGCAAAAUGUAUUGUCCGUGGACCUCAUACACCAACAAAGGAAAAAAUUGGCGGUGAAGAUUCUUCAUCGGCACUUAUUCUAGGAUCCAGGAUUGCAGCUAUGGACCAGUUCAUUUUCAAGUUGCAAAUGGAAAACAAGCUUAGAGAGAAAGAGCGCAAUGAAGCUCACAAAGAGCUUGUUAAGAAAGAAGAAGAGAUUUCUUCCCUGAGAGCUAAACUUGAAAAAGUAGAAGUAAAAGGAUCGGGGACAAGCGAAGAAGUGAUUAAUUUGAAGGUGAAUGAGCUGCUGAAACAAGAGUUGGAGAAGAAAAUACAGGAAUGUCAGAAAAUGGCAAAUGAGUUUGUUGAAUUGGAGAGGAGGAAAAUGGAAGAAAGGAUAUGGCAGCAGCAACAGGAAGUUGAAAUGCUGAGGCGGCGUUUGGAGGAAAUUGAGUCCGAGCUAUACCGUUCAAGUAAUGGAAACGGUAAGGGAAAUGGGUCGAGUGACAUGGAUGGAAGCAGCUUUGCCAGAAGGCUACUAGAUCUUUAUGCUGAGGACGACCCAGGAAUGGAGAAAUCAAUGGAUCUGGACAAAUCAAUGGACUUGGAAAUCAGUAAACAAGAGCCUUUUGUUCGUGAUGUGAAAUAUUUUGAUGGUGCUGCUCAUAAAUCAGACAACAAUACUAACCAAGCCAUAUGGAACCAGAGCAAUCUAAACAGAUUGAAUAAUGAAGAGGUUCAAGAUGUAGUUUCCCCGACAUUUCCCAACAAAGUAUCUUUGAGCACUGUAUUUGAGGAAGGAGAAGAAUUAGAAGACAACGAAGAUAAAGAGAAAUCAGAGGAUGAAGAAGUGCAGAAAGAAGUAAUAGAGGAGAAGACAGUGUGCUCUAGCAGCAUCAUUCAAGGCUGCAAAUCUGGGCUCAAUUUCAGUACAGGGUCUUUUGCUCCACCGUCUGAGAAUUUCAUUGCAACACCAAUUGCAUCUUCUCAGAAAUUUGAUUAUUUCAGAGAUAGAUCAGAGGAGAAGCAUGCGGGUCUGGGAUUGAUAACUGAGCCUGAAAAUGCUAAAGACACAGCCUCUUCUAGGCGAUUAAGAAUUCAAAAUAUAUUUACUCUUUGUGGGAAUUAUAGAGAGCUUUCUCAGCAGAAUAGAACCCCGAUUCCCUCCAAAAAGAGGUUUGAUGAGUUUGCUCCUGUAUCAUCAAUUGAUGAAAAUGCAUUGGAGCCAUUUGCGAUGAACACAAUUCAGGAUACUGAUGAGAUUGUAUUGGAGUCAAAGGAGAACAACAAUCCAUCAAAUGAAAACACUGGUGAUCAACUUGAAGUGUACAUAAAAUGGGAGGCGGCAUCAAAGGAAAAAUCAGGGAAAUUCAUAACUACACUUAAAACUAUGAAAAAUUCAACCCUUGCUGAUUUACGGAAGCUGAUAGAAGUCCAUCUUGGACCAGAGAAUCAAGCAUUCACCUUUCUUGCACUUGGGGAUCCCACUGGAGCUCCAGUCCCUAGAGAGAAGGAAUUAACAUUCCUUGCAAGCAAACUUCCCAUUUGCAACAACCAGUUACAAGGGCACCUUGCUUGCUUGCGUCCAGUGAAGGGAGUCCAAUGCCCAACUCAUCUCCCAUUAAGCCCACUGGAAAACAAACUUCCGAUCACUCCUAAUGCGCAGCAUUACAUGAAGCAAGGUGAUGGCUUCUCACCCAAAGUAGCGCAGCACUUAAGUUCUACUCCCUUUAUUACUGUAAGGAGAUAUUAGUUGCCGUGUCUAAACUUGACUGUAUGAGUGGUGUUCAUCUAUAUACUUUUGAUAUAUAUCAUGCUCAAGUAUUUGAGUUUAGUGCACUCUGAGUAUAUAAAAUGUGUGUACUCCAGUGCAUGCACAGACAUCUUCCGUCUUAAGGGUGUGACAUGAUAUAGCGCAACUUUGUAUUACAACUAUAUGAUAUAUGCCAAUAUGUUCUUUUGGUUA